Messenger RNA from Corylus avellana, 594 nucleotides. The record is from RefSeq and is a predicted model, not a curated record. Lineage: Eukaryota; Viridiplantae; Streptophyta; Magnoliopsida; Fagales; Betulaceae.
AUGGAAGAAAUUUAUUCCACCGACAAAACUCCGACCCAGAGGGUGGGGUGGAAGCAUUCCACCGAGUUGCAUGGGGAUUUCUCAACCCUGUCUCCGACCUCCAAAAGGGUGCCGGAGCAAUCAAUUUUCCCGUCUCCGCCACCGACUCCCAUGGUUCCCAAGAAGUGCCUUCGCCGCAUAUUCAUGGGUACCACCGCCAGUAGUCCUGUUUUCAGGGCUUUAUUUACUUCAUCUGAUGAUGGGUGUCAUGCCGGCGAGAAAACUCCAACAACCAAAUGGGUGCAGGAGCAAUCAAGUUCCCCAUCUAUGCCUCCAACUCCCAUGGUUCUCAACAAGUGCCGCCGCCGCUGCACAUUCAUGGAUACCACCGCCGGUAGUCCUGUUUGCAAGGCUUUAUUUGCUUCAUCUGCUGCUAUUGACGAUGAUGGGAGUAAUACCGGCGAGAAAACUCCGAGCCCCAAAAGGGUGAUGGAGGAACAAAAUUCCCCCACUACGCCUCCUACUCCCAUGGUUCGCAAGAAGUGCCGCUGCCGCAUACUCAUGGGUACCACUGCUGGCGCCGUUAGUCCUGUUUGUGGCCCUUUAUUUGCUUGA